This is a messenger RNA of Raphanus sativus (radish), 1491 nucleotides long. RefSeq lists its product as uncharacterized. The transcript has 2 exons. The coding region runs from base 1 to 1491 and encodes 496 amino acids. NCBI's taxonomy places the organism in Eukaryota, Viridiplantae, Streptophyta, Magnoliopsida, Brassicales, Brassicaceae. The record is from RefSeq and is a predicted model, not a curated record.
AUGUAUCGACUUGGAUCUCAGCGACGACUCCGACGAAGACGCCGACGUCCAUCCAAGGAGAACCCGCAGCAGUUGGAUUCGGGAAAAAUCUCCGUUCGACAAACCCAUGACGGAAGAAGAGGAAACCUCUAUUGGGUCGAACAGGAGGAACUUGCCGAAAGGCAAACCGAGAUUACUCGCCGCGAAUGCCGACAAGCUCGGAAAACCGCAGGAGAGGAUCCCGACAUACGAGAUCCCCGCGAUUACAUCACCAAGACUGCCGCGGAAGUAAGGGCCGUGAAAUCGCAGAUCCACCACGCCACGAGCGCUGCCCCAGAAAUCGACAGGCUGCUCGAGGUGGCCCGUAAAAUGCCCUUCACCGUGCGGAUCUCCGAGACUAAGGUGUCUAAUCCGGGGAAGCUCAAGAUACCAAUGUACAACGGUACGACCGACCCAAAGGCGCAUCUCCAGGCGUUCCAUAUCACUAUGGGAAGAGCCAGGCUUAGAGAAAGCGAGAAAGACGUUGGUUACUGUCGCCUGUUCGUCGAAAAUCUUGAAGGUGCAGCGCUCGAAUGGUUCUCCCGUUUGAAGCGAAACUCCAUCGGAAGCUUUCGCCAACUCGCAUCGGAAUUUCUCCUCAAAUACUCUAUGUUCAUCGAUAGAGAAACUUCCGAUGUCGAUCUCUGGAGCUUAACCCAGGAAGAGGGCGAGUCUCUCCGCGAGUUCAUAAGCCGUUUCAGUGGAAUCAGCGACAAAGUCGCCAUCGACGCGCUCAGGAAGGCGCUCUGGUACAAGUCGAAGUUCAGAAAGUGGAUAACGCUCGAAAAACCUCGCACAAUCCAGGACGCCCUCCACAAAGCCUCGGAUUACAUAAUGAUCAAAGAAGAGACGAAAGUCCUGUCGCAAAAACAUAAGCCGGCGAGGAACUCUUCGAAAGACGUGGAUCCGAAGUCGAAGAAGAAAACCUCUCGCGCGCACAGCUACGCGGUCAAUACGGAGCAGGGCAGAACUUCGGGAAAUACGUGGAACCGUAACCAGAGUUACGAUAAAAACGUCUACUGCGAGUUCCAUCAGACCGAAGGUCAUUCCACGACUAACUGCAAAGUCGUAGGGGCAAGGCUUGCCGCGAAGCUGCUUGCUGGAGAACUCUCUGGAGUAACCAGUGUCAAGGAUUUAAUCCUUGACUCCGAACGUCCGCCAAACACCAAUAAGAACCCUCCCGCGGAAAACUCGCCGCCGAGAAAUCUGGCCGGAGAAAAACGCGAGAGAAGACCGGACGAUAGGGGGAAUGAUAACUCCCGCAGGAGGGUGAACAUGAUCAUGGGAGGAUCCCAGUACUGCAAGGACUCGGUCUCGGCCAUCAAAGCCUACCAACGGAAAGCCGAGUCAACUGCGAAGUAUCCCCCACGGUCUCCUCCUCGAGACGGGCAGAACGCCUCGAUCACGUUUACGGAAGAAGAGCUUGCGGAAUCAACCAGCCUCACCGUGACCACUUUGUCAUUGAUCUCUUAA